GGGGAAGUUCAUAAGAAAUCGUCUGACACUGAAACAUUAAAAAAAGAUCUCUUAGGCCUUGUAAAGGAGUCUUGGCUCAAGCAAGGAGAAUUGCUUCAACUGUGUUCGUCCUAUUCAACCAGGACCAGCCCAAGAAGUGGAGGAAUAGAGCUUAGCCAUCUGGAUUUAAGAAGCUGAAAAUCAUGUCUCUUCCCCGACAGCUGCGAGAAAAGAGUGAUUUUGACCAGCUUCCAGAUGAUGUACCUGUUUCAGCUAACAUUGCAGAUAUUGAAGAAAAGAAAGGCUUUACUAAUUAUUAUAUGUUUGUCAUUGAAGUAAAGGUUAAAGGUGGUGGUAGAUACCUGAUUUUCCGACGCUACCGUCAGUUCUAUGCCCUGCACACCAAACUAGAGGAGAGAUAUGGGGCAGAGAGCAAUAAUAGCCCUUUUAGCUGCACACUCCCUGUAUUGCCAGGAAAAGUUUAUGUUGGGUCCAAAAAGGAAAUUGCUGAGAACAGGAUUCCUAUCCUAAACAUCUACAUGAAGAACCUACUCUGCCUACCCGUUUGGGUAUUGAUGGAUGAGGAGGUACGGCUGUUCUUCUACCACUCAACCUUUGAUGGUGAACAGGUGCCUCACAGACUGAGACGACUUCGCCCACGGACACGCCGAGUUAAAAGCGUUUCACCUCAAGUGCCUAUUUUUGAUCGCAUGGCAGCUCCACGGGCUGAGGCGCUGUUUGAUUUUUCUGGAACCAAUAAACUGGAACUCAGCUUCAAGAAGGGAGACUUGAUCUAUCUACUCAGCAGAGUAAACAAAGACUGGUUGGAGGGAACAGCUGAUGGUGUCACUGGGAUUUUCCCAUGUGCUUUUGUGAAGAUCAUAAAAGAUUUACCACAGCAGGAAGACACAGUUAAUAAAGUUCGCUGUUAUUACCAUGAUGAGACUGUGAGCACUAUCAGGGAUAUCUCAGUGGAAGAAGAUCUGAGCACCAUUCCAUCUUUCAAAGAUCUCAUGGAAUUGAUAAGGCGGGAGUUUGACCAAGAUGACAUUGUUUUGAAUUACCGAGACCUUGAUGGUGAUCUGAUCCGGCUGCUCUCUGAUGAGGAUGUUGAACUCAUGGUGUCUCAGAGCAGAAGAAGGCCCUCUGAGAAGCAUUUCUUCCCUUGGAAGUUGCACAUCACUCACAAAGAUGACUUGGGUGUCUACAACACUAGUCCAGAAAUAGGUGCCACUCAAACAAUAAGAGCAACAUAA
Molecule: messenger RNA, 1235 nt
Organism: Apaloderma vittatum (bar-tailed trogon)
Lineage: Eukaryota; Metazoa; Chordata; Aves; Trogoniformes; Trogonidae
Gene: NCF4
Product: neutrophil cytosolic factor 4, 40kDa
Exons: 10
Coding region: 183-1235 (350 amino acids)
Biological process (GO): superoxide anion generation; respiratory burst; phagocytosis
Cellular component (GO): NADPH oxidase complex
Molecular function (GO): phosphatidylinositol binding; protein binding; superoxide-generating NADPH oxidase activator activity
Source: RefSeq, a predicted model, not a curated record